AUGAAGUUAGCGAGAGUGUAGACUCGUUCCCUUAGAGAACUCUGUGUCCGUAAAACCAUCCUCUUGCAUUCUAAAGAGAUUACAUGAAGACGCAGUUGCGGCAGAGCAAGCGAGAGUGAUGGCCGACUCGGAGCGGGCUGACCCCGAGAUGGCUCGUUUCGUCGAGGGCGAGAUGCAGAAGCAGCGCUUUCAGCACAUCGUCAUCCAGCUUGCCGAGCAGUGUUGGGACGUCUGCGCCGUGCAGGCGACGGCCCGACUCGACCACCGCGCCGAGACGUGUCUCGCGAACUGCGUCGAGCGAUUCAUAGACGUUAGCAACUUUGUCGCGGGUCGGCUGGAGCGGUCGGUGGCCUCCGCGCACACACAGCCAGACUACCACUGACAGCUGCGCGUCCGCCUGCUCCAGCGCCAGGCAGACGCGGGGUUGUACGGAGCGCGCGACACACCGUUCUCACCGGCGCUUAUUUUGAUUGGUUAGAACGUAUGCGGCAUGUAUAGGGAAAGGAUUCCGGAAGUGUGUGUGUGUGAUGGAUGGGGAAUAGUUGUACUUCCGUGCAGGGCUUUUGUAAAAAUUACGGUUGCAAUGUUACGCCGAGUGUUGCCUCAUUGUUAGGACAAGGACAAUAGGACAAAAUGCAUUGAAGUUAUCUUGUUCCCACAUAUAUAUAUAUAAACAAUGUGGAAUGUGCCUAGGUAAUACUACCAGGGCUGCCAACAUUGGGUGAUAGGUGAGAGUGAGAUGCGAGGGAGCGAAGCGACCGAGGGGUGAAGG
Molecule: messenger RNA, 772 nt
Organism: Priapulus caudatus
Lineage: Eukaryota; Metazoa; Priapulida; Priapulimorpha; Priapulimorphida; Priapulidae
Product: mitochondrial import inner membrane translocase subunit Tim8 A-like
Exons: 2
Coding region: 119-382 (87 amino acids)
Source: RefSeq, a predicted model, not a curated record